Rhizophagus irregularis DAOM 181602=DAOM 197198 is the source of this 1164-nucleotide messenger RNA. NCBI's taxonomy places the organism in Eukaryota, Fungi, Glomeromycota, Glomeromycetes, Glomerales, Glomeraceae. The record is from RefSeq and is a predicted model, not a curated record.
AUGGCUGGCAUCGCUACUAGAUAUGUAACAGAAAACGAGCUCAAUACCGAGAUGAGUAUCGAAGAGCUUAGUAACCAUGCUCCGGCAUUGGAUAUCCUUUUGACGGAUAAAGUUAAGAGGGAUCAGGCACGACGACGUCUCCAAAAGGGAUAUAACUUUAGCAAAGAACAGGUAUUUGCAUUAAUUCCUAAGCUAACAGCUGGUCGGAAAAAAGGAGGAGCCUUACCCAAUGUUCCUGAUACUCCCGAUAUCACCCAAGAAGCAGAACCGGACACAGUGAAUACAUGUCAAAUUUUACCGAAAGAGACUAUUAGAGAUUUGGCCCAGCGUAUCAUUCGGGAUAAUCUUGGUGAAGCAGAAGUAAAAUUUAUAGCAAAAGCCUUAGCUGAAUCUGCCUCCAAUGCUAGCGCUGGUUUAUCACGAAUCUCUAGGCUUCGAAGAGAAUUGCGAAACCUCAAAGCCUCAGAAAAAAUUAUCUCGGCUACAUUGAUUCCAGACAUAACCCGCUCAGCUAAUAAAAUCCAAAAGGAGCGUAGUAAACAAUGUGAAGAUGAAGGGAUCGAUUAUCUGGACCACUUCUCGUUAGAAUCUGUUAAGGAGAGAUUGGAUAUGUAUGAUGUAUCCAAAGCCCCUGGCUUACAAGCCCUUGCUGAUGUAACGAUAAUGCUCUUCAUCCGUCCUGCUGAAAUAAAAACCUUGCGUAUAUCCCGCUCUUCUGGAGCCUCUAAUGGAGGUGUAACUGGAUAUGCAAAAAACCGGGGACAACAAGACAUUCCUCGAGUAUUUAGAUCACUAGAAAAGAACGAGGAGCGGGCUAGUCAAUUGCUUACGUGGAUUCAGGAAGCAAUUUCUUCUGGUCAGUUACGAGAUCCUGGAAAGCCCGGAGUGUUAUGGUUUAAUAUAUUUCUGAAAAAAGAUGAGUUCCUUACUGAGACCGGCAAACCACUACUUCCUAGUUCUUUGCGUAAAUUAGGGGCGGUAUUUGCAGUUGUGGCACACGGAGCGAAGAAUUUAUCAGAGGCUAUGACUAUUGCCAGUCAAGCACUUCGCCACAGUCCCGACAACCAUGCCUCUCCUGCAAAAAACUAUACCAUAGUCAAUUUCAGAAGAAGGGGACAACCUUAUGAUCAGGCAAAGGCAAUCAAGAUCUUUGAUGAAAACUAA